AUGCAUUUUAAGCCUUACUUGAAGCAGGACCUACCUAAACGAUUUCACUAUGCCAACCAUAUACGUAUUGACAAAGUUAACCUCUAUGUGGACAGACAAUGGCUUGUUGUACGUGACAACACCUAUACUUUCUGUGGAGGAGGAAACCAUGGAUAUGACAAUGAGUUCAAGAGCAUGGAGGCAAUCUUCAUAGGACAUGGCCCAGGAUUUAAAAAGGAAGUGGAAGUUGAACCUUUUGAUAAUAUAGAACUUUAUAAUUUGAUGUGUGAUCUAUUACAAAUCCACCCAGCUCCUAACAAUGGGACCCAUGGCAGCCUAAACCAUUUACUAAUGGAGCCAUUUUAUAAUCCAACUUAUGUGCAAGAGAAAUCAAGCCCUUCAACGUGUACCUUUAAUGCGCCAUCUUCUAAUUUAAGCUGUUCAUGCGAUCAUCUGGUGGAUUUUCAGGUGGAUGAAUCAGCUCUAAAUGCAAGGUUAAAUCUUGAUGAGAACAGCAAAACUCAGUCAAAUGAAAAGAACUUGCCCUAUGGCAGACCCAAGAAUGUAUAUGAAAACAGUUCAUACUGCAUCCUUCACCAGCAUGGAUAUGUGAGUGGAUACAGCAAGAAUAUCUUGAUGCCGCUUUGGACAGCUUAUACCGUGGAAGCAAAGGGUGAAGGCUCUUCUCUUCCUCCUACACUAGCAGACUGUCUGCGGCCUGAUGGUAGAGUCCCAGAGGAAAGCAGCCAGAAAUGUUCAGACUACAAGCCAGGGAUGAAUGUUACCCACAGCUUCCUCCAUCCUCCCAACUUCAACAGCAGUGAAGUUGAACAAUAUGACUCUCUUAUCACAAGUAACCUUGUUCCCAUGUACAUGGAAUUCUUAAGAAUCUGGGACUACUUGCACAAUGUGUUACUGCUAAAGUAUGCGAAUGAAAGAAAUGGCCUGAAUGUGGUUAGUGGGCCAAUAUUUGAUUACAACUAUGAUGGACAUAUUGAUGCACCUAACCAAAUCCAACAAUAUGUAGAAGGCACAAAGAUUCCCAUCCCUACUCAUUACUUCGUCAUACUCACCAGCUGCAAGAAUACCGUUUACACUCCAAUCAGCUGCAGCGGUAAUCUGGAUGUUUUACCUUUCAUCAUUCCUCACAGACCAGACAACAGUGAAAGCUGUGCAGACAAUAAGGCCGAAGAAUUAUGGGUUGAAGAAAGACUAAAAGCACAUACAGCUCGUGUCCGUGAUGUUGAAUUGCUCACAGGAUUGGACUUUUAUCAAGAGAGAAAGCAGCCUAUUACAGAUGUCUUACAACUCAAGACAUUCUUGCCAACAUUUGAGACUGUUGUAAACUGA
Staurois parvus is the source of this 1329-nucleotide messenger RNA. NCBI's taxonomy places the organism in Eukaryota, Metazoa, Chordata, Amphibia, Anura, Ranidae. The record is from the annotation of a GenBank genome assembly.